Molecule: messenger RNA, 1752 nt
Organism: Hirsutella rhossiliensis
Lineage: Eukaryota; Fungi; Ascomycota; Sordariomycetes; Hypocreales; Ophiocordycipitaceae
Product: phosphatidylinositol-specific phospholipase c, X domain-containing protein
Exons: 1
Coding region: 1-1752 (583 amino acids)
Biological process (GO): lipid metabolic process; phosphatidylinositol-mediated signaling
Molecular function (GO): phosphatidylinositol-4,5-bisphosphate phospholipase C activity
Source: RefSeq, a predicted model, not a curated record
AUGGCCGAAAUUUCGUCGCGUAUGGCAACCUUGAACCCGUUUUCGAAUUCUGCAAGCGAAGAGGACGACGACAGAGGCGAGGAGUUCGGCGUCGACAGCGUCGGCGGAGGCGGCCGCUCUAACCGCCGCACCGAGCAGGACGAGGAGCCACUAAGGGUCAGCCAUGCCCUUCAAACCUUCCUUGCCAAGCACGGCGUCAUGUCAGACGACGAUGUGAGCUCAGACGCGCGUGACCAAUGUGAGGUUCUGCGCAAAAUGCUCGGCAAAACGUCUUUUACCGUGCCAGACCACUUGCUCGUCCGCUCUCACCCCCUACCGGAAUACUUCAUCAGCUCCAGUCAUAACACGUACUUGAUGGCACACCAGCUCUACGGCACGUCGUCGGCCAAGGCAUACGAGACUGCCCUCAGGAUGGGAUCCCGGUGCGUCGAGAUUGAUGCCUGGGACAACAGCAACGACCCGGACGAGCCCAAGGUCACCCAUGGCUACACUUUCGUCUCCCACAUUCCGUUUCGGGCCGUUUGCGAAACGAUCCGCCAGGCUUUUGACGAGGAAAUCGACCUGGCCUCACGCGACCCCGAUUACCCCGUGGCUCCCAUCCUGCUAUCCUUGGAGAAUCACUGCGAAGACCACGGCCAGCUGCGCCUCGUUCAGAUCAUGAAGGAUGUCUUUGGCGACCGUCUACUCAGCGAAGCGGUCCGUCGGGAAGGCCACCGCGAACAAGAGGGCUCGGGUGAGCAUGUCACCCUGGCGGAGCUUGGCCCGCGCAUCACAGUCAUUGUCGAGUAUCACAUUCCCGGCGAAGCCAACUACAGCGACUCUUUCUCCGACGACUCAUCCAGCGCCGAGGAAGAAGGGGCCACUGGCGAUGCAGCACGAGACAAGAAAGGCGACAAGCCCGUACCGUGCAGCGUCAUCAUGCCGGAGCUUGCUGAGCUCGGGGUCUACGCCCAGUCCAUAAAACCGACUGACAAUUCUUGGUACGACGUAGCGGGACUGCUCAACGGGCCGCAUCACCACCUCAUCAACGUCUCCGAGUCCGGGCUAUCGAAACAUCUACCGGCCAACGCCGCGGCCAUCGCAAAGCACAACGCCCACCACCUGAUGCGGGUCUAUCCCAAGGGAACCCGCAUCUCGUCCUCAAAUCUCAAGCCCGUGGCCUUUUGGGGUAUCGGCGCCCAGAUCUGCGCCCUCAACUGGCAAUCCUUUGGCACGAGCAACCAGCUCAACGACGCCCUCUUCAGCGGCUCCGACGGCUAUGUUCUCAAGCCCGCCGCCCUUCGCGCAGGCGGCAACGGCAAGCUCGGCACGGGUCGGAUGAAGAGGCUUCGCCUGCACGCCGCGGGGGCCACGGGUAUUCCGCUGCACGAGGACCGGGAGGCCGACUCAAUCAAGCCCUACCUGACGUGCAAUCUCUACAGUCCUUGCCCCAUCGAGGGCGACACGUUCAAGCGCAAGACGUCGCCCUACAAACACCACAGGCUGGGCAUGCUGCACAGGGGCGAAAAUCCCCCAGCCAUCGAUCCGGUCUGGGACGAGACGCUCGAGUGGGUGUACGAGGAGAAUGAGCUCGUAUUUUUGCGCAUGCUCAUCAAGAGUGACGACGCGUGGGCCAAGAACCCCAUGAUUGCCGCGGCGGCGGUGCGCCUCCUAUACGCGGAGCCUGGCUGGACUAUGAUCAAUAUGAUGGACAUGAAGGGGGGAGAGACGGGUUGCACGGUGCUUGUCAAGUUUACGAUUGAAGAUGCUUGA